This is a messenger RNA of Serendipita indica DSM 11827, 1929 nucleotides long. NCBI's taxonomy places the organism in Eukaryota, Fungi, Basidiomycota, Agaricomycetes, Sebacinales, Serendipitaceae. The record is from the annotation of a GenBank genome assembly.
AUGCGCAAAACUUGCUCCCGACCACCACCGUCAAGUAUACUGUGGGCAGCAUCUCCGAUGGGUUUCUCUCUCAGAUACUUGUUUCUUCUUCUUCUUCUUCCUACAGCUCUCGGAGACGGUGUUAAUUGGAUAGAUCCCCACUACGCAGUAACAUACCCAUAUCAUCCUAGACCGGAUCUGGCUACCUCUGCGCGCGCCAUCAUUUCUCGAGGCCGGGCUUCAGCAAAGGCGGGUCCAUUCACUAUCACGAAAGGAGACAUCACCGCGCCGAGUGGCACAAAGCACGACUACCUGAGUUGGGCACCUUACCACUGGCCAAAUUGUGGAUGGUGUAAAACCCGGGAUUCUACAAAUCAACGUGCGGAAGACUUGGGAGACGAGACCAUCGAAGCCUCUCCGGACCAAUCCAGCGAAAUAGACAGCACCACACCAACCACAAAAGAAAAUACGCCAAAUGAAUUCUUCAUACCAUCUUCAACCCUGGCGACCACGGCCGUUCCCUCGUUGCCUCACGUUUCACCACCAGAGCCCCUUAAUGUGGAGGAUAGUGAACUCAAUGCUGAUGGACGGAGACCAUCUAGGACACAGAGUGCAUCGUGUGCACCUUCUCCAACAACCAGUAUGGCACCUAGCUCGACAUGGACGACUUGUCCCUAUGUGGCGAGAGACGGGAAAGUAAACCCCGACAGGAAUCAGCUUCAUGGCUUGUCGCAGCUCAACUCGUUCGCUCAAGCCACCAUUGACAAUACCCUUGCCUUUUUGCUUGACCACGAUCAGAAUCUGGCGAGCAAGGCCGCUCAGUUCAUCGACGUCUUCUUCUUACAGUCUAGCACAGCUAUGAAUCCGAGAUUGGAUUGGGGACAAACCGUUCGUGGCCCAUCUCAGCAUGGCAGCUAUAUGGGCAUUCUCGACUUUCGCGUUCUAAUCAAAGUAGUCAACGCCAUACAAAUACUGCGGCUGUCGCGCUCGCCCUACUGGAGCAAAGACAGGGAUGCUAGAAUGAUUACCUGGGCACAAUCAUAUCUUGAUUGGCUCGACUCUAGUGAGUUGGGCAAACGUCCGAAGAGGUCGGCAAACAACCAUUCCACGUUCUAUUACGGUCAAGUUGCUGCCCUUCGGAUCCUAACUCUCGACGAGAUCGGCGCUCUGAACGCAGUGCAGACCUAUUUUGGAGGCCCGUUCCAAGAACAAAUCGUGUCAAGUGGAGAACAGCCGUUUGAAUCCACGCGCGUAAAGCCGUUUCAUUAUAGGGUAUUCAACCUUGAAGCAAUGGUUACGGUCGCAAAACUCGGUUCCUAUCUGGGGGUGGAUAGAUGGCAUACGCAGACGCGCUACAAGGCGACAAUCAAGACGGCAAUCGACUAUCUUGUCACUCUGGAUCCUGGUCAAGAAGAAAAGGCGGCUGCCAUGCCUUUGGUUGCAUGCGCUUUGAGUGUGUAUGGAGACGACAACAAGUCGACGUAUCGCAAAUAUCUCGAAUCUUUCGGAACACGAUCAUCAGAGGACGGAAAGUCGAGAACGUUUACCUACAAGACUAAAUCAUGGUGGUUCUAUGAACAGCCGGACGCAAUGAAAGGGCCGCAGCAUAGACGCCGGGAGGAGCAAUACGACGCUCUUUAUCAAAUCACUGGUCAAGAUGUCAUGAGUCCGUUUGUCUCCACACGAGGGAAGUCCAGUAUGCCGGGCGACGAAACUUUGCAACUUGCCUCAAGCGACCAGUCUGAUCAGACAGAGCCUACUGCACCCUCGCACAAUGCUGACUCGCCAAGGGAAGGCGCAGACGUAAUAGCCUUUCACCCCGACCGACCUGCGCCAUUCAUUUCCACCGACACCGUCGAGCUAGAGGAAGGAAUCUAUGUCUAUUGGAAUCAAAUCAGUUAUCUUUACGAGGGCUCCCAUGCACGUCGUUCCAGAUGGGCAAGAUGGUAA